Messenger RNA from Plutella xylostella (diamondback moth), 1872 nucleotides. RefSeq names its product RIB43A-like with coiled-coils protein 2. Lineage: Eukaryota; Metazoa; Arthropoda; Insecta; Lepidoptera; Plutellidae. The record is from RefSeq and is a predicted model, not a curated record.
AAAGAUUCAAUAACAACAAAACGUGCAAAGCUUCAUAUUGCUAAGAGAAUAAAGAGUUCAAUAGGUGAUCUAGUAAAUGAAAUGCAUGAUAAUGUUAAUCAUAACUUUUAGAACAAAGUCUUUGUAUGUAUGCAGAGUGUAUUAUUAAGCCUAUUUAAACAAAGGAGGAAGUUGUAAUGAUUAAACUCUUUGUUCGGCACAUUUUCCUUGAUAUUACCAUGGCAACAAAGCUGUUGGAUCCUUGAUUUGUCAAAGGUGUCAUUGAUUUGUUUUGAACGUUGGAGUUUUUGUAAUUUUUGGAUAUUUUUCUGGUGAUUUUUGUACAUAGUUGAGCCAGGAUGUCUAUGAAACUGCAGAUAGCGAACGACCAAGAUCGGAAGGAAGCUCAGAACAGGGAGAGGAGGAGACAAUGUGAGCUGGAGAGAAGAAACAGGAUAUUCAAUGCCAGGAAUCGGAAAAUUGGUGUGGACCUCCCGUUCCUGGAGCGCCAGAUCGAGGAGAAGCGAGCUGAGAGAGAGGAGCAGGAGCGCCGAGACCUCGCCUUCGCCCAGCAGAUGAUCAAGGACAGCAACUUGGCGGUGGUGCUGGAGGCUCGGGAGAUGGAGGAGCGUCGCCGCAUAGGCCUCGAGAUAGACGAGUACCGGGUGCGCUAUCAGCGCCCCGAAGACCGGCGAGAGUUCGACCUGAACGACCCUGACGCGCUGAAGAAACAACUGCCUCCGAGGGCCGGUGAUGACAUGCCCGUCGGACUGUCUAGUGCUCAGAAAUUCGAAGGCGAAGACCUGAACUACGAGGAGCGUCGCAAGCUGAUGGCCGAGCAGAGGAACUCCUGGCUGCAGCAGCAGAUGCGGGAGCGGAGGGCCGCCGAGGAUGAGCGGAGGAAGGCCGAGGACGCUUACAUGAUGGCAAUAAAGGCGCGGGACGCGCGCGCGGGCGAGCUGGACCGACUGGAGCGCGAGUGCCGGCUACGCCUCGGGCAUGCCAACUUGAGAUACAACGAGGCUUUGGCAGCCGAGAAGAAGCAGCUAGAGGACAUAAUAAAGGAGCAGGAAGAAGCAGACAAUACUGCAGAGAUGUACAACCACCUCACCUCGGACAUGCUGACUGAGAACCCGGACGUGGCCAAGAGCGCUUUGGGGACCAAUAGAGCCAUAGGCUACAUGUACAAAGGCAUGAAUCAAGAGCAACUAAAGAAGUUCCAUGAGGCACAGAAGGAACAAAUGAUCGCCGCCAAGGCCAAACGCGACGAAGAAGCUAAAACAGAAGCCGAGUGGCAGGCGCUGUCCAAUUCUAUACAGCGAGAAGUGGCUUCGCUGGACCUUGAAGAUAAGAGGAAACGCAGAGAGCUGGCCCGCCAACUGAUGGAAGAGAACCAGCUGCUAGCUCUGCAGCAGAAGGAGAAGGAGAAGUAUAUGAGAGAGGUCGUCAACAACAACGCGCCCACUGAAGAGUAUUACGCGCAGUUUAAUACCACUACUAGAUAAGAGAGAGAUGUGUGGCAUUUGUUCCUAGGUACACUAGAAAUGUAUGUAUCUCUUGACUCUCUACCUAUAUAGAGUUUAAAUUAAGACAAGACUCUCUAUCUGGGGUCUCUUGAACUAUGCGCCAGUGCGUUUUUCUAGUGUACCUAAAGUGUAAAAAAUUACCACAGUACUACAUGCCUACGUGUCUGUUUUGUUUGGCUUGGCUUGAACGAAAAAUUUAAUGCGACACAUAACUACAACAGCGGUAUAAUUUAGCUUUUUGAAAUGAAUAGCUUGCUUUAUAUGAGAAAAUUAUAAUUUGGUUCAAUAGUAAAAUUCAUAAUUAAGUAUUUAUUUAUGACCUGAUCAAUAUGUAAUCAAGUAAAAAUAAACUUACCCCGAUAUUUUA